UUGAUGAUAGUGGGAAAUCAUGACUCAAAUAGUGUGACCGUGUGGAGGUCUCAGUGAUGUUUGUUUCUAUUAGUUGUGUUGUAUUUUUGUUAAAUUAUUUUUAUUUUCAAUAAUUCUAUUAUAAGUGCAUAUAGUGCAAUUAGCGGUAAUGGAGUGUCAUGUGAUGAAACGCGACAAUUGCUGGAUAAACGAGGUCAAAAAGGUUCUGAAACCGGUGGACUAUGUUCCGAAUCGGUACGGCGAUCGCUUCAUCCCGCGCCGAUAUGCGCAAACCAGUUCGAGCCGUUUCAAGGCGGAGUGCAAAGCCGAUAGAGGCACCGACGUGAUGCGUAUGAAGGAGCGGAAGGGCUACUGGAAGUCCCACUCGUUUGCCACGGUAUUUAACCAAAUGUUCAACCUCAGUCCGGCGGUGGAUCGGAUUCUUAACUUUAGCGACGCAACUAAUCAGGAAAUAUGCCAGCGUUUGGCUAUCCGUGAGCCGCUGCUGCUUCAGCGGGAACCGAUGUACAAGAAUGAGCACAAACUGGACUGGGGAUGUCGACCCCGCUCCAAGCCGCUUGCCUUCAUCGAGUCGGUGCACGAUCUGCCCAGGAUCAAGGUUGAGUACACCAACAUUAUCGACUGGUCGGCCAAAAACCAGAUUGCGGCUAUCUUCAGCAAGCGGCUGGUCGUCUGGACCCCAAACUCCGAUGUGACGUUCGCGUACUGUGCCUUAUAUACGACGGCGAUUGCGUUCAACCCGGCGGGCGAUGCGUUGGCGAUGGCCUCGUUCACCAUGUCGAGGCCGAUCCUGCGCCUUCUCAGCUGCCUACGACCGUAUGUCAAGGCCAACGUUCGGCACGUGAAGGUGUUUUCCCACAUUGAUACAGAUAUAAGCUGUUUGGCGUGGCACUCGGGCGGCCGAUACCUGGCAUGCGGUCUCGGCAACGGGAAAAUUAUGGUGAUCCGCACGCGCGAUUUCGAGUGCAUGCCGGGCCCGAUUUUACGGGUGCACUACUGCAGGAUCAUAAUGGUCAAAUUCAGUGCCACGUCCAAAUAUCUGGCCUCAACGGAUGAGUCCGGCCGAUUGUGCAUCUGGAGCUGGAAUGCCAACUGCGAGCUGAGCCCAUUGACGGCCUGGGUCAACAACGAUGGGAUGGCCUCGGUCUUCGAUUGGCACCCGUGGCGCGAAGAGGAGAUCAUUAUCGCUGAUACAGAGCCCGUUACGAUCGCAGUGUAUCACGUGGCCAGACGCCAGGUGCUCUCGUUUCAUCGCCGUCGCAAUGUGGACUGCCUUAUCACGGCACUGGCGUUCAACAAGAUUUCCGGCGAGCUGGUGGUUUCCUACGCGUAUCCUCCACGAACGGGUAAGGCACCCGAUAUGUUGGUGCUCGCAUCGAUGGAUCGCGUAGUGGAUGCCAUGGAGAAUCACGAUGACCAUGUUGCUCACCUUUUCUGGAGCCCCGACGGCAAGCAGCUAGCAAGUGCCGGGUGCGAUGAAAUGUUAACCAUUUGGAACUUCUUUGGCACCUCGCCCACCGGCCAGCAAAAGGGUGCGUCAUCGAGUCAUCCGUUGCAGGGGAAACGUAACAAGGAACCGAUGGAAGGCUUCGAUUAUAGCUUCCUCUUCAAACCAAUGCGCUAAACGUAACAACAAACGCCAACAACAACAUCAACAUCAUCCGUCCAUGUCGACUGGAAGGUACAAUCCGAACAACAAGAGGUUAGAGUAGUAAGGUGCUCCUGCAGGGGCCUCCCGGUUGUUUGUUUUUCCUAUGAGAUAUGACAUGCUACAAGAGGGAACCCGCCCAGAAGCACCUCCAGCAAGACACGAGUUUCCACGAGACGGGAGAGUCUUCAACACACACCGCUCCGUCCCGAACAACAGCAAUCACCAAACCUCCCUCCAAUAAACCCACCAACCAACAGCCUUCACCACUUUAGCCAUCAUUAGUGCACGACAGUCGAGCCCGACGCUGGACGUCGUCGAUGUCGUUGUCUUUGCCAAACCGCAAACAGAUACAUACCCUCGGCAGCGCGGUGGCAAGUCAUCAUCGAUAUUUUUAUGCACGGGAAAAUGAACCCAGAUAUAUGGAGCAAAAAAACAGAAGAAGGUAAUUAAAUUAAAAAGUAUAAAUUUUAAUUGAAAGCCACCCACGCGCGAAAGUGGUUGAAGUAUGGCACCUAUCCUUGUCAAGGCGAAGAAGCUUAGAGGAGCACCAGGAGAAGGAAAUUUACAUACAAAUGAUAUAAAGUUUGUUGGAUUUACAUAAA
This is a messenger RNA of Armigeres subalbatus, 2253 nucleotides long. RefSeq names its product protein cortex (gene cort). Gene Ontology annotation, cellular component: anaphase-promoting complex. Gene Ontology annotation, molecular function: ubiquitin ligase activator activity; anaphase-promoting complex binding; protein binding. The transcript has 7 exons. The coding region runs from base 149 to 1624 and encodes 491 amino acids. NCBI's taxonomy places the organism in Eukaryota, Metazoa, Arthropoda, Insecta, Diptera, Culicidae. Gene Ontology annotation, biological process: positive regulation of anaphase-promoting complex-dependent catabolic process; anaphase-promoting complex-dependent catabolic process; positive regulation of ubiquitin protein ligase activity. The record is from RefSeq and is a predicted model, not a curated record.